AUGGCAUUUGCUGUAAAAAAGAUAAAUGAAAACACUCAAAUCCUGUCUAAUAUCACCUUCGGCUUCCGCAUCUAUGACAGUUAUUUCUAUGCACAGAGGACGUACAAUGUCACAAUGCUUCUUACUUCCACCAUGGAGAAUUUUGUCCCCAACUACAACUGUGACACUAAGAAUAAUCUGAUGGCAGUGAUUGGGGGGCUAGACUCUGAAACCUCCCUUCAGGUGGCGACAAUUUUGGCUGUUUACAAGAUUCCACAGCUUAUAUAUGGCUCUACUCCAAUGAUAACUGACAAAUCCCCAGGAUUUUCUCCCUAUAAGAUGUUUCCUCAGGAAAACCUUCAGUAUAAAGGGAUUCUCUCCUUGCUGCUGCAUUACAGAUGGACAUGGAUUGGCAUCCUUAUUAUGGAUACUGACAGCGGAGAAAGAUUUAUACAAGCUACAUUUCCAGCAUUUUCCAUGCACAGAAUCUGUGUGGCAUUCAUAGAGAGGAUUCCUAUGCUAAGAAAUGAUGCAGAAAUGUAUGACAAUGUAAAAGUUGUGGGAAGAAUGCAUUAUAAAAUAAUGGAUAGCAAAGCCAAUGUGUUGGUGGUAUAUGGAGAAUCAUACUCCUUUGAAUGCGUAACAUGGUUAUCAUAUAUAUCAGAAGGAGAACGUAUCUCAGAUAAACCACUAGGAAAGGUGUUCAUAAUGGCAGCUCAAGUGGAAUUCUCUUCAUUUUCCUUUCAAAAGGCUAAGGAUGCAGAAAUGUUCCAUGGGGCUCUAUCCUUUACGAUCCACUCCAAAGAUCCGCCAGGGUUUUCGUCAUUUAUUGAAAGUAGAAAACCUCCCAACAUAAAAGGAGAUGGUUUUCUCAGGGACUUCUGGCAGCACUCCUUUGGAUGUGCAUUCCCAGAUAUAGUUGAUGGAGAGAUGGAUGGGAAUGUUUGUACAGGUGAGGAAGAGCUGGAAAACCUUCCCAAGUCUGUCUUUGAGAUAAGCAUGAGUGGCUAUAGUUACAACAUAUACAAUUCUGUCUAUGCUGUGGCUCUUGCUUUAGAUGCGAUGUUGUCUUCUAGACUCAAGCACAGGGAAAAAAUCAGUGGAAGCGGAUUGAACCUCCAGAAUAAACAGCAAUGGAAGCUACAUAACUUCUUGAGAAGUAUAUCAUUUAACAAUAGUGUUGGGGACAAGAUUUCCUUUGAUGAGGAAGGGCAGCUAAUAGCUGGAUUUGAUGUUCUCCACUGGAUCAUUUCCUCGAACCAAUCACUUCAUGGGGUAAAAGUUGGGAGAAUGGAUCCUGAAGCUCCUCCAGGUGAAGCAUUCUCUAUUGAUGAAGAUGCCAUAACAAGGCACAGCUGGUUUAAGCAGACCCCACCAUCUUCUGUAUGUAGUGACAGUUGUUACCCUGGUUUUAGCAAGAAAAUUAAGGAAGGGGAACCUUUUUGCUGCUAUGAUUGCAUCCCGUGUCCAGAAGGAACUAUUUCAAAUCAGACAGACGUGAAUGAAUGCUAUAAAUGCACAGACGAAACUUAUUCAAACCAAAAACAGGACUUAUGUAUUCCCAAAUAUGUAAACUUUUUGUCUUACGAAGAUCCUUUUGGGCUCAGUUUAGCAUGUUUUGCUCUAUUCUUUACUUUGAUUACAGGUAUGGUGCUGGGAAUAUUCCUGAAGCACCACAAUACUCCCAUCGUCAAAGCCAACAACCGGAACCUCACCUACACACUCCUUUUUUCCCUUCUGCUCUGCUUCCUUUCUGCAUUACUGGGUAUUGGUCGCCCACAGAUGGUGACAUGUCUCCUCCGACAGAUUGCCUUUGGCAUCAUCUUCACAGUGGCUCUUUCCUGUGUGUUGGCAAAAACCAUUACGGUUGUGCUGGCUUUCAUGGCCACCAAACCGGGAUACAAGAUGAAGAAGUGGAUGGGGAAGAAACUGGCCAACACCAUAGUUCUUUGCUCUUUCCUUAUUCAGGCCAUCAUUCAUAUUGUGUGGCUUGCAAGCUCUCCUCCCUUUCCGGAUGCCGACACCCAUUCAGUGGCUGAAGAAAUAAUACUGGAAUGUAAUGAAGGGUCUGUGAUUCUGUAUUACUCUGUUCUGGGCUAUAUGGGCUUCCUGGCCACUGCCAGUUUAACAAUAGCUUUUCUGGCUAGAAAGCUCCCUGACAGUUUCAAUGAAGCCAAGUUCAUCUCUUUCAGCAUGUUGGUCUUCUGUAGUGUGUGGUUGUCCUUUAUUCCAACCGCUUUCAGCACCAAAGGGAAAUACAUGGUUGUUGUUGGGACCUUUUCUGUCUUAGCCUCAAGUGCUGGACUGCUGGGUUGCAUCUUCUUUCCCAAAUGCUACAUUAUUGUGUUGAGGCCAGAGCUGAACAGCAGGGAACAAAUAAUAAAGAAAAAAUACUGA
This is a messenger RNA of Pogona vitticeps (central bearded dragon), 2376 nucleotides long. The record is from RefSeq and is a predicted model, not a curated record. NCBI's taxonomy places the organism in Eukaryota, Metazoa, Chordata, Lepidosauria, Squamata, Agamidae.